UGAAGUUGACAGUCGACAAGCAAUCAAUAAACUACAAUAACAUUACCUAUAAAUUGAAAUAUUUAUAUAAAUCUAAAAUUACUAUUAUAAAACUAAUGUUAAGUCUUCUACAACGGGAAUCGGAUUAUUUGUAAUACAUACAACAAUACAUAUUAAGGACAUUCCCAAUUAACAUACGGAUCUAGUAAGAAAUCUUUUAUAUAUAAUACCGUAGGCUCAUCGAUUACAUUGUUAACUUAGUAAUUAACGCACUAAUCAAGAGCAUAGUUUUAAUAUGAUCAUAUUUUUGAGUGAACUACAAAAGGAACAUCUCAGUUUGCUUCAUAAUCAUUCUCCACAGGUUCUCAUUGAUUUCUGCAAGUUAACAAUUGAUUAUAUAAAUAAUGGAAUUAAUGAAAAGAAAUACGCCUUGGCAGCAGAGAAAUUGGAGAUAUUACCAUCUGUUAUUCAAAACUUGGUUCAAGCCUUAGCUCACCUCAUUUUAGAAGGUUGCAAACAUAAUUUAUCAGAGCAGAAUUUUAAAUCAUCACUAGCUAUAGCAGGAUUUUCCGAUGAUCACCAACAAGUGUUGGUCAAAUUCUAUUCGAGAAAGAAAGGAGAGCUUUCUGCUGCAUUAAAUUUACUUCAACAGAAGGAUCCUACAUAUCAGGACUUGGCUUGGAGAUUUGAAGUGCAGAUGGCAUCAAAAAGUUGUCCAGAAACAAUAAAACCCAUGGUCACUAUGGACUAUGUUCUAUCUGUACCAAAAAGUUACGACCAUAGUAAUGACAAACAUACCCAUAGACAAUCAGAUGACAUUUGUAUAAGCUCUUCAGUAGAAGACGCAAAGGCAGCUAGUCAUUGUCAAAAUGUGGUGAAACACGUUAUAAUGCAAUGCGAUCUACCAACUUUAGUACAUUUAACUAAUACAUUGAAUGAGGCUGUGAACGAAUCAAAGAGUCAACAUAUACGGAAGAUUCAAAGAGCAUUGUAAAUAAAAAAAACCAUAGACGAAGUAUCUUCUAUAUCAAGUCUGUGAUGCAUGAGGUUUAUUAAAAAUAAUGUUGAAUUACA
This is a messenger RNA of Pieris brassicae (large cabbage white), 1053 nucleotides long. RefSeq names its product COMM domain-containing protein 2-like. The record is from RefSeq and is a predicted model, not a curated record. The coding region runs from base 275 to 973 and encodes 232 amino acids. The transcript is spliced from 5 exons. Lineage: Eukaryota; Metazoa; Arthropoda; Insecta; Lepidoptera; Pieridae.